CUGCACCCUUCCUUCCGCGCUGGCCCUUGGCCGCACGCGUGGCUGCAGCGGGAGGCUCGGGAGCGGCGUGGGGGGCCGUAAGGGUGUGUUGGGAGCAGGGAGGCGCUGUGCCGGUGCAGUCGCGGUGGAUGAAGGCGCCGCCGCCUCCUUCCCGGGCCGGGCCCGCACCGGGGGCCGUGGGAGGGGCGGGAGGGAAAGGCGGGAAACGGACAUGCGCCGGCCACGUGAGCGCGACCUCGCACCGAUUGGCUGCGCCCCGCGUGACGUCACUCCCGCGCCGGCGCGCCCGCGCCUGUCCCACGGCGGCAUGGCGGAGCCCGGCCGCGGCCCCAGCGGCGGCGAGGAGGAGGAGGAGGAGCAGGGCAGGAGGAAGAAGAAGAAGGGGGAGCCGGGCUCCGAGGAGGGGGAAGCGGCGCCAGCCCCUAAGAAGCGGCGUGUGGCGGCCGGGGAGCGGUACGUGCCGCCGCCGCGGAAGCUGAGCACCGGAGUGAGCUUCGGCGCGGCUCACUUCGCCGAGACCUCCUACUACUUCGAGGGAGGGCUGCGCAAGGUGCGGCCCUACUACUUCGACUUCUGCACCUACUGCAAGGGCCGCUGGGUGGGCCGCAGCCUCCUGCACGUCUUCAGCACCGAGUUCCGCGCACAGCCCCUCGCCUACUACCGCGCUGCCGCCCGCGCCGGCCGCCUCCGCCUCAACGAGGAGCCCGUGCGGGACCUGGACAUCGUGUUGAAGAACAACGAUUUCCUCAGGAACACGGUGCAUCGCCACGAGCCGCCCGUCACCGCCCAGCCCAUCCGGAUCUUGGUGGAGGACGAGGAGGUGGUGGUGGUGGACAAACCUUCCUCUUUGCCAGUGCACCCCUGCGGCAGGUUUCGUCACAACACCGUCAUCUUCAUCCUAGGGAAAGAGCACGACCUGAAGGAGCUGCACACCGUCCACCGCCUGGAUCGCAUGACCUCGGGGGUGCUCAUGUUUGCCAAGACCGCUGAGGUGUCCAAGAGGCUCGAUGAGCAGGUUCGGGAGAGGCAGCUGGAGAAGGAGUACGUGUGUCGGGUGGCGGGGCAGUUUCCAGCAGAUGAAGUGGUGUGUGAGGAGCCCAUCCUGGUUGUUUCGUACAAAGUGGGAGUGUGCCGCGUGGACCCCAGAGGCAAACCCUGCACAACCGUCUUCCAGAGGCUCAGCUACAACGGCAGGAGCAGCGUGGUGAGGUGCCUCCCGCGCACGGGCCGCACGCACCAGAUCCGCGUGCACCUGCAGUACCUGGGGCAUCCUAUUGUCAACGACCCCAUCUAUAACACGGAGGCCUGGGGCCCUGACAGGGGCAAGGGGGGCAGCAUCCAUAAAACAGACGAGGAACUCCUGAAGGCGCUGGUAGAGGAGCAUCGUGCCAAACAAAGCCUGGACAUCUUGGGGAUCUCGGAGGAGGAUGUGAACGGCAGUGCUGGAAAUGAAGACUCUGGUAAGUCGAGGGACUGCACAGAGCCUGCAGGGGCUGAUGCUGUAAAUGAGAACUCCCGCCCUGCCCAGGACACCGAGGCUCCCAAAGGAACUGACACGGCAGCUUCUCUGCUGAACUCUGGCAGUAACUUGGAAACACUUGAAAUAAACAAAGAUCUGGGUUCGUGUGAGAGUCGGGGCAGGCAAGAGGGAGAAAAGGGUUCAGAAGAGAAGGACCCUUUAUGUGUGGAGUGUAAAAUGACACGGCGGGACCCGUCUCCCAAGGAGCUGGUGAUGUACCUCCACGCCCUGCGCUACAAGGGAGCCGAGUUCGAGUAUUGCUCCAAGAUGCCCGAGUGGGCAAUGGCAGACUGGGAGGAAUGACUGAGGCCACCUCACACUCUCAGGCCUUGCUGGCCAGGAAAGCCCCUUGUAAAGACCUCGGAUUUACUCGUUCAGUGCAGCCAGGGUUAACAAACUGCCUGUGACCUGGGGUGGGAAGGGUGGUUGGGGCUGGACAUCCGUCACUGUGAGCAGGAGGAUGGGGCUGCAACACUUCAGUUCCUGUUUGCCCUUUAGUGCGAACAAGCAGCACAGCUUUGCCUUUCACCUCAGCCUGGUCAGGGCCUGCUGUCAAUGAUCCAUGCAGAUAAUUUGGUGCACACACGUAAAAGUCAGCAACUGGCUUUUCUCCCAGCCUGCUGUGUUGUGUCUCGCAGUAAGAGCUGCUGGAGCAUUGUCACAUGGUCACAUCAUACACAAAACUACUUUUACUGUGUUCUCGUGUCAGAAUGAUUAUAAAACUCAAAACACGAUCGCUGAGAGCACUGUCAUGUAGAACCAGAGCACUGUGAAGCUGACCCGUUCUGUGCCUACUGUUUGUCAGGGGUGGACUCUGCUGUGAAAUUGCUCUUUCAGUGUCAAGUAAUGACCAACUAGUUACUUGGUUUCAAGUUCUAGGUGCUGAUCUCUUUAUGUUGGGCCUGUUUCUGGGGACCAGUACCUGCAGACUGUUUGUCUCUAGGAGAUUUAUAAGGACUGAUUUAGUACAUACUUUGCCUUUCUGUUCUGCUACCCUCCUGGUGCCUCUCCUGCUUUUGUCCUCUCCUCCUGUUGAAAACAUUGUCACACCCGAGCAGAAACCCGAAGCAGAGCUCAGGCUGGCAUUUUUAAUUGGUCUUUUUUCAGUUGUGCUAUAGGCAGCUUGUUUCUGAGUGGUGUGGGAUUGGUUUUAAUGCCACUUCAGUGUGAGAGUCAGCUUUAGAGAAACACAAAAGCUGUCCCAUGAACCAGAAACCUUUGAAAAUACAUUUUAUAUGAAUCUA
Colius striatus (speckled mousebird) is the source of this 2763-nucleotide messenger RNA. RefSeq names its product RNA pseudouridine synthase domain containing 2 (gene RPUSD2). Lineage: Eukaryota; Metazoa; Chordata; Aves; Coliiformes; Coliidae. The record is from RefSeq and is a predicted model, not a curated record. Gene Ontology annotation, molecular function: RNA binding; pseudouridine synthase activity. The transcript has 3 exons. Gene Ontology annotation, biological process: pseudouridine synthesis. The coding region runs from base 212 to 1822 and encodes 536 amino acids.